This is a messenger RNA of Tetrahymena thermophila SB210, 600 nucleotides long. RefSeq names its product cation channel family transporter. Gene Ontology annotation, molecular function: monoatomic ion channel activity. The record is from RefSeq and is a predicted model, not a curated record. Gene Ontology annotation, biological process: transmembrane transport; monoatomic ion transport. Gene Ontology annotation, cellular component: membrane. NCBI's taxonomy places the organism in Eukaryota, Ciliophora, Oligohymenophorea, Hymenostomatida, Tetrahymenidae. The transcript has 6 exons.
AUGGACAUUAUCUCUACAGAGUAUCUUAUUAAGAGGAUAAGAACUAGUUCAGCUUACUUUUAUUUUUCAUUAUUUUAGUUAGUACUUUGCAUAACUGUGCUAACAUAUGUACUUACAGAUCCUUAUAAUCACUUACAAAAUCCUCUUGUUUUAUGGUUAGAAGCAAUAAUAGCAAUUAUCAUUUUAGUUGACAUUAUUAUCCGUAUUGUAGCUGAAAAAAGAAUGUAUUUUUAAAGUGGUUGGAACAUUUUCGACUUAGUAAGUUUUAUAGUAAUCGUAAUAGUGCUUUCAAUAUUUUACUCUGCAGAGCUUAAUUCAGAACUAACUGAGGAUGAAGAAAAUGAAGACAUAAUAGGUUUAGUUUUGAUUGCUAUAAGAUAUAUUGUUUAGAUAAUUAGAAUAAUUUUAAUGAUUAGAAAGUCUCAUCAAACAAGAUAAAUUCACUAAAAUGCAGCUCAAGACUUUAACCUGUAAUCUUCAAUAGAAAAAUCUACAGGACAUGAAUAAAGUAUAGUUAUAGAAAAGCAAUAUUGUGAUUAAAUAAAGCAAUUUAGUAGUAAUCACUCUUUAAGUAUAUAGAAAGCAGCCAAAGAUUAGUGA